Zeugodacus cucurbitae (melon fly) is the source of this 9719-nucleotide messenger RNA. RefSeq lists its product as uncharacterized. The record is from RefSeq and is a predicted model, not a curated record. Gene Ontology annotation, biological process: regulation of transcription by RNA polymerase II; chromatin remodeling. Bases 441 to 4085 code for a protein of 1214 amino acids. NCBI's taxonomy places the organism in Eukaryota, Metazoa, Arthropoda, Insecta, Diptera, Tephritidae. The transcript is spliced from 2 exons. Gene Ontology annotation, molecular function: histone binding. Gene Ontology annotation, cellular component: NuA4 histone acetyltransferase complex.
UGAAAAUUUAACUAUAUAGCGAGAAAUUACGUGUUAAAAUUUGACAAUUUUUAAACAUUAAACGCGAAUAUCUAGAAAACUAUAAGUCUCCUGCGGCAAUAAUUAUAUAUAUUCUUAACCUGGCGGAUCUCCUCUAUCCAACCAUGCAUAUUUUAUCCGCGAAAUCGUGGGAUGCUAUACUAAAGUUUUCCCUUAAAUUAAUUAAGUAGAAUUGGCAAUCCUUCAAUAUACGCAGUUUGAGGAACACUGUGUUAAUGUCAAGUUAUUCUGACACAUCUACUAUUUUGGUUUUUACAUACUAAUUUGUUAAAGGACGCGGGUUUGUUGUUUUCUCGAAAGUACAAAUGUUGAGGAAAUGAAAGCAUUUUGAUACAUCUUAAUAAACGCAACUAGUUUAAAAACACUUAUAUUUUUGAUACAUACCGCCGAGUUCAUUCAAGAUGUUUUCGAAUACUGUUUCACCUCAUAAACGUAAGCAUCCGAGCGAAUACCAUGAUCCGGAUUAUGUACGUUUGCAUUCAAGUCCAUAUAAAAAGUUGCGUGAAAGUGAUUCUAUUAUAAUUCAAAAAAGUGAAUUUGAAACAUCUACAAAUUCUAGUUUGAAAAAUAUUUCUGAUAUAAUUUCACAUGAGUUUCAAAAAGAAAUAUCUCUAAAAGAAGAACAAUUAACUGAGAUUGAGAAACGUUUGGAUCAAUCGCGCACUUUGCUAGAUCGUUUGCGGUUUGUUAUUGUUUCGGAUUAUUACCAGAAACAAGAAUUGUCAAUAUCAGCAGGUGAUGCCAUUGCGGUUCGUGGAAAGGACGGUAUUUUCGAAAAUGAGGUGGAAGGUCCUCAAAUGGCGCUACAUCCCUCUUUUAGGAAUAUAAUUGGAAAGCGGCUUAAUAAAUUUUAUGAUGUUACACAACGACCGCUACCUGAGCGAGCUGCGGCUCAAAAUGCAAUGAACACAAUUCGAGGUCGAUCUCAAGCACAAAAACGACAAGAAAGACGAUUACAACAAUUAAUAAAGGAACAGGGUUUAGUUAUAGAUCAUUCAAAAGAAAAAGAACUGCAAAAGGUGGAAGCUGUUAGUACUUUCGAUCAAACAAAAUAUCAAGAUUGCCAAUUCUCGGAUCAACAAUCAUCAGUAACGGGAAAGAACUCCGCGAAAUCGUUGAAUUCAACUCGUCUUAAUAACAAAACAAAACACCUUAUUGUUAUAGGCAAUACCUCAACGUAUAUUGGAGGAGAUAUGGACACUGGAACGGAACAAAAAAUAUCUGGCGAAAAUGUCCUAACCCACAAAUGGCUAGUUUAUGUGCAAUCUAAAGAUCCUAAAACAAAUUUAGAAUCAUUUUUAAAAAAAGUUCGUUUCCAUCUACAUACCUCAUAUAGACCCAACGAUAUAGUAGAUGUUAGAAUGGCUCCUUUCCAAAUAGUAAGAAGAGGUUGGGGGGAAUUUCCAAUGAGAAUUCAACUUUUUUUUCAUGAACAUCUACAACAAAAGCCAGUACAACUUAUACAUAACGUAGUGCUUGAUCGUACGUUAAGUGGUAUGCACACACUUGGUUCUGAGACUUUAAUGGAAAUUUGGCUUCGAUCUGAUACUACAUGUACGAAAGCAAAAUAUGAGGCACCGUUUGUUGGUACUAUUAACUCCUAUGAGAAUACGAAACCAUCAACAAUUGAACAUAAUCUUAAAGCUGAGGAAAAGAAUAAUGGAAAAAUCACAAUGAAACAUCGUACAAUAUCCUUUACACAUAACAAAGAAGAAUUAGACGACAGCUUAUUUGGGUUUUUAAACAAAGCCGAUGUAGUUUCUGCAGACAUUUCAAAGAUAGAGCCAUCAGUGGUCGUAAACGAGCCACUUACGAAUAUUUCAAAUAAUAGUCCUAUUAAAAUUAUUUGCAAGAGUCCCCAAAAGUGCGAAGUUUUAUCAAAUAACGAAAUGAUUUCGGCCCAAAAUCAUAAAACGAUUCCUGAUGAAGAAGUUUCAACAAAAAGUAUUAUCGUUAGUCAACCUUCAACUUCGAAUAUUGCUAAUACUCUAAGUAAUAUAUCAAAUCUUAACCAUGCACAAGUUAAUGUAAAAAUUGCAAAUACAAAUUCUGAAAUAAGUAAAGAUGUGGCAACUCCUAUAAAAAGUGCUAAAACAAUGCAGCUCACAACUCCCAUGAUUAUGAGACUUCCCACUACAAAUACGGCUAAUACUCAUCAAGUUUCAAAUAUUAACAAAAACAAUAAUAAUAUUAUUGCAUUGAGUAAAGUUGGAAAAUUCAUGCCACUAAAAAUUACAAAUAUGAACAAAAUGGCCUCCCCUAAUAAUAAUACUGCUUUAGCAAAUAUGCCUGGGAAGAAUGCAGCUGGAAAAGCUGUAUUACAAAAGAAACUUGUGCAGUUGGUGGAUGCUGAGGGCAAAAUAAAAUUCAUGCAAGUUCUUGUGGCCACCACGCAAAAACCAGCAGCUGACACGAAAAUCGGACCGUCAAGAAAUGAAACUGUUGACUCGCCUAAAAAUUCGGUCAGCGCACUAUCAGUAUCAACAAAGAAAACACCAUUCAUCCAGUCCUCUACAAUGACGAUAGAAAAUCAUACCCCGAAGUUAGUUACCCUUUCAAAGGACGUUAAUCCCUCAAAUUUGUUGGUCACUAAUAAUAAUAGCAAACUUAAUUCAACAAACAACAUAUACAAUUCUAAAAGUAAUGUCAAUGCUGCAAGCUCUCCAAAACAAAUGGUUUUUCAAAAGGAAGGCAAAUUAUUCAUUAUUGAUCCCUUACAAAUGAAGUUGAAGCAGGAGCGGAAGAAACAGGUUUCGUUGUUAAAACCGCAGACCAAUUUACAAAGACAGCAGCAACAGCAGAUGCAAAAUCAUAAAGUACAAACUAAAGCUCUACAAUCUAUGAUCUCCGAUCAUGAUUAUACACAUUCAGUGGUUAAUAUAAGUAAAGGCAAUAUCAAUUUAAACAAUUCAGAAAUUAUAUCGGGCGCUAUUAAAUCACAGGUACCAGAACUCCAUUUGGGUAUCAGGCAAACGCGUGCCAAAGCAACUAAUGCGUUUGAGCUUCUGCAGCAGCGUAGAAUUCAAUUUGAACAAGACUUUAUGAAUCACAACAUUAAUACAAUGCGUUCCGCUAUAGACUAUAUAUUACGUCACUUGCCUCUAAUUGCACCAAAAGAUACUUUAGCAGCUGCUUUCUCUUUCGUAAGCAGUAGUGACAAAGAAUUCGAUUCAAUGCCCGUUUUGAAACAACGCGCUUGCGAAUGGUUACGCGCCAAAUACAUUACGCGCUUCGUUCGCAACCACAAAUUUUUAAAGGAGCUUAAUUCUAAUAACAAAGAACGAUUUUGGAGUACACGUGAAGUACUUGUUUAUGCGCGUUAUCAUGCUUUCACGCCAAAGAUGAAGCCAUUCAACGUAAUGACCUAUUCGGCUCAAUCCGCAUUAGAAAAUUUGUCCGGAACACUUAUUCGACCAGAUCAAUUGAAAACAGAGUAUCCAUCACAGGGACAUAAUUUUUCACAAUUUGUUAAAAGCGAAGUUAAAUCCGAACAGAAGUAUAUACAAUAUGAAUCAAUAACUCCAAAACAUCGCAUUACAACUUGGCUUGAUUAUGGGCGUAAAAAACUGAUUAACAAUGAAACUGGUGUAGAAUCCUCCGAGGAACCAAUUGAUAUCGUUAGUAUACCGAUGUCAAAACGUGCCAGAUUUAAUAAAGAACAUCUGGGGUCAAGUCAACAAAAUAGUUGUGUACAAGAACGACAACUUUAUUUACCGAUUCCCGAUCAUCUAGAGGAGUCUUCUCAACUUGUAAGCGAUAUUUGUCGAGAUUUGAAUAUACAACUGCAACCGGAACAAGUUGAACGUGAUGUAAAAUUUCCUUUAGCACAAGCAGUGUUAUCCCAGUGUUUAAACGCAUUUAUUGAAAAGAUAAUAAGACGCGCAGUAGCCUUAAAACCAGACAAAUCAGCCGCCGACAGUCUGAAUGUUUCAACACAGGAUAUUGGUAAAGUUUUGGUGCGGCACGCUGAGUUUGACUUCUUAACAAACAAGUAUUUCGGAGCUUAUAAAUACAAUAGUUGCUCAAAUAGCAACGAAUUUAUUUGAAAUGUAAAUAAGAUUAUCGUUAUUUGUAUAUACAAAGAAGAAUCUAAAAUUUAAUUUGUAGAGUAUUUGAAAUCUUUUAAAAUGUAUGUGAUUGGCGUUGCAACCGUUUAGCCGGUUAUAGCCGAAUCGACGCCACUUCUCUCUCUCCUUCGCAGUUCGGCGCCAGUUGGAGAUUCCAAGACCCAUAUAUUAAAAGCUAGGAACUGUUUGUGUAUAAAUAUAUGUACUGACGAAGCCUACAGUUAAGUUUAAUGUUAAGUGUUUUUAAUAAAUUGUUACAUAAAAAUAUAUCAACUGAAUUUACAUUUAGAUGUUAUUUGUGCUGCAAUUAAUUUCAAUUAAUCAGGGUAAAAUUUCAAGCUUUUCAGCAACUUUAAUAGACUAUCAAAUUAGUCGUUCUAUUUUGUCUACAGCUGUGUUCAAAAUAAUAAUAGUGAUUAGGAGUCAAUAUUUGAAUUUCUUAUAAAAAGUUUUUUUUUCUGCGUUGAAAUUUAGAACAAACAUAACAAACAAUAAUUUUACAAAUUAUAUGGCUUUUCAUAAUAUAAACCCGCAAAAUUUUUCAAUAACGAUAAUAAAACAAACAAGUAAGGAAAGGCUAAGUUCGGGUGCAGCCGAACAUUUUAUACUCUCGCAAUUUAUUGAAGAAAUUUUAUUAAAUUCGGCAUAAAGUUUUAUAGAAUAACGAAAAUCGUACAUUUAGUAUAUGAGGGCUGAGGUAAUUCUUUCAUUUUCACCAGCAGGGUACACUAUAUCCAAGACUAUACACUCACUUAAUUUUGCUAAGAUAUCUCACAUAUUAACCAAUACAUAUAUGCGGAAUAAAGCCCACAGUAUUUUUGAAAAACCUAUAAUUAGAUAUAUGGGAGCUAGGGGAAGUUAUUACCCGAUUUUAACAAACAGAGACACACUAUUAGAAGAAAACACUUUCCUCUGAAUUACAUUAAAUUAUCUGAGACAUUUACCCGUAUUUUCGGUUAAAAUUUACCCUUAGGCGCUGAGUUCAACAUGUUCGAUAACAGGGGCCUUGAAAAGUUAUAGUUCGUUUUCGACAAUUUUUUCACAAGUGAAGCCAGAGAUGAUAUGCACUAUUUUUGUAAAGUUUUAUUCCGCUAUCUUCAUUGGUUCCUUAUUUAUAUAUUAUAAAGUGAAGGAAUCAGAUGGAAUUCAAAAUUGAGUUAUAAGGAAAGUAGUCGUGGUUGUGAACCGAUUUCGCCGAAAAUAUUAUAUACCGAAUUUCAUUGAAAUCUGUCAAGUAGUCCUGAGAUAUGGUUUUUGACCCAUAAGUAGGCGAUGCCACUCCCAUUUUUUAUUUUGUAAAAAAAUCUGAGUGCAGCUUUGUUCUGCUAUUAUUUCUGUGAAAUUUAGUGUUUCUGACGUUUUUUGUUAAUGAGUUAACCCACGUUUAGUAAUUUUUAACCUAACCUGUGUAUGACAGGUGGGCGUGGUUAUUAUCCGAUUUCAACUAUUUUCAUGGUGUGUAGUGGGGUACGUAAGAGAACCGACUGCAGAAAGUUUGGUUUAUAUAGCUUUAUUGGUUUGCGAGAUAUAUACAAAUAACCGAUUAGGGGGCGGGCCACGCCCAUUUCCCCAAAGAAGUUACAUCCAAAUAUGCCCCUUCCUAGUGUGAUCCUUUGUUCCAAAUUUUACUUUUAUAACUUCAUUGAUGGCUUAGUUAUGACACUUUAUGUGUUUUCGGUUUUCGCCAUUUUGUGGGCGUGGCAGUAGUCCGAUUUUGCCCAUUUUCGAAAGCAACCCUCUCACGGUCCCAAGGAACAUAUGUUCCAAGUUUCGUUAAGAUAUCUAAAUUUUUACUCAAGUUAUCCGUUGCACGGGCAGACAGACAUUCGGAUUUCAACUCGUCUCGUCACCCUGAUCAUUUUGAUAUAUAUAACCCUAUAUCUAACUCGUUUAAUUUUAUGACUUACAAACAACCGUUAUGUGAACAAAACUAUAAUACUCUCUUAGCAACUUUUGUUGCGAGAGUAUAAAAAUUAAGCGACUUUACGAAGGUUUCAAUACCGGAGCAUCCUCAUGUAGAGACCAAGGUGGUAAUCUGGUAACCGAUGUCCUGGGAUUAUGGAGGGAACAUUUCUCCGACCUGCUGAAUGGCAGUGAAAGUACAACACCAGGAGAUGGCGAACCCGAUCCCCCAAUCGAUGACGAUGGACCAGAUGUUCCAUUACCCGACCAUUAAGAAAUUCGAAUAGUCAGGCGGUGGGAUAAGCCUCCUAAAUAUCGCCUAUAAGGUUCUAUCGAGCGUACUGUGUGAAAGACUAAAGCCCACCGUCAAAAAACUGAUUAGACCUUAUCAGUGUGGCUUUAGACCUGGAAAAUCCACAACUGACCAGAUAUUCACCAUGCGCCAAAUUUUGGAGAAGACCCGUGAAAAAAGGAUCGACACACACCAUCUCUUUGUCGACUUUAAAGCUGCUUUCGACAGCACGAAAAGGAGCUGCCUUUAUGCCGCGAUGUCUGAAUUUGGUAUCCCCGCAAAACUAAUACGGCUGUGUAAGCUGACGUUGAGCAACACCAAAAGCUCCGUCAGGAUCGGGAAGGACCUCUCCGGGCCGUUCGAUACUAGACGAGGUUUCAGACAAGGUGACUCACUCUCGUGCGAUUUCUUUAACCUGAUGCUGGAGAAAAUAAUACGAGCUGCAGAGCUAAAUAGAGAAGGUACAAUCUUCUAUAAGAGUGUUCAGCUACUGGCGUACAUCAUCGGCGUAUCAUUGGAAACAACACCCGCGCCGUUAGUUCUGCUUUUUCCAGACUGGAUAAGGAAGCGAAGCGUAUGGGUCUGGUGGUGAACGAGGACAAGACGAAAUAUCUCCUGUCGUCAAACAAACAGUCAGCGCAUUCGCGUCUUGGCUUCCACGUUACUGUUGACAGUCAUAACUUCGAAGUCGUAGAUAAUUUCGUAUACCUGGGAGCCCGUCCUGCUUUAUGAUGCAGAAGCUUGGACGAUGUCAACAUCCGAUGAGACGACACUAGGAGUUUUCGAGAGGAAAAUUUUGCGCAAGAUUUAUGGUCCUCAGAACAUUGGCGACGGCGAAUACCGCAGACGAUGAAACGAUGAGCUGUACGAGUUAUACGACGACAUUGACAUAGUUCAGCGAAUAAAAAGACAGCGGCUACGCUGGCUAGGACAUGUUGUCCGAAUGGACGAAAACACUCCAGCUCUGAAAGUGUUCGAUGCAGUACCCGCCGGAGGAAGCCGAGGAAGGGGAAGACACCCACUCCGUUGGAGGUACCAAGUGGUGAGCGAUCUGGUUACACUUGGGAUCUCCAACUGGCGCCGAACUGCGAGGGAGAGAGAGGAGUGGCGCGCUAUCAUCGAUUCGGCUAUAACCGGCUAAACGGUUCAACGCCAAUUACAUACAAGUAAAUCUGUCUUGGGUUCCCCAAUAACACCGUGUAACUUUAAUAUCUACAUAUGCAUCUCGCGUAAAUAAUUAUAAAUAGAAAACUGUAAUAUAAUUAGAGUUUUUUACUCUGUUAAGUUAUUCCAGACCGUAUUAUAAAAUCGAUUUGAAAUAAUUACAGUAAUAAAAACGCAAACCUUUUGUUUAUAUUAAAAAUACAUUAGUUUUAUUUAUUCAACAGUAUCAAUGACUAAUAAUCUAUCACUAAUUAAUUAGAUUGCAUCUUCCAAUGAAUAAUUUCGAUUUAGUUCUAAUAUAAUUAAACUACUUACUAUUUUAGAAUUUCUUUUCGAUAUAAUACACACGUGCUAUUGUGCUUAGUAAUAUUGAAAAACUAUUUUACUAUUCAUCAUGCCAUAUGCACUAAAUUAUAUAUGUAUGUAUGUACAUAAUAUGAUCCUAUUUUUAUUUCAUAUUAAAAUACUUUCAAUUUGUUCUAUACACAGACACAUGAUACAUACAUAUCAUAUAUCAGCCAACUCGUUACGCAAUAAACUACAAAUUCAAAUAUUUCCAGUAGAAAACCUCGAAUUAAUAUAUUUAUGAAUAACUUCUCUUUAAACUCUUUAAUGUGUACAUAUUGUCAUGGGUGAUUCAGCUCUUUCCUAAACAUAUGUACAUACAUAUGUGUAUUUUUAUUUAUUUAAUUAAUUACUGUCAAGUACUAGGAGCACAGUUAUCAAAAGAAGUAUGACUAAGGCCUUACAAUAUUUUCAAUUUUAGGAAAUAUUUUCACGCAUGUUGAUUUUUAUUGCAAUCAAACUAUCAAAUAAGUUCCGAUAAAUUCGUCGACGAGCAUGUUAUAAUUUAAAACCGAUUUCCUAAUCACUUUUUGCGUGGAUUUCUAGAAUUGUAAUUCUUUUAUGAGUGCACACAUCACAGCCUUAACUACAAAGUUUUUUUUACAUUACACUUUUUCUCGCAAAAAAUAGUUUGCGUUCAUACUUUAGUUGAUAAUUAAUUAGAGUGUUAUUAAAGUCCUAUGAACGAUAUAUUUGAAUCCUAUGAACGAUGUACAUAUGUAAAUCGUCGCUAGCUUUGUUUAACGCGUUCUCCUUGUUUUUUUUUCUUUUGUUCUAUUUGAAAAUUUAUUGAGAAAACAUAUCAUUUUCUAAAAUAUCAUGGAUAUGCUUAUAACAUAUUCCUGUAAAUGCAGAAAAAAACAAGAAGCUGGUGUUGGACACAAUUUUAUACAACCCAUCCAUCAAAAGUUCUUGAUAUUUAAUGAUAAAAUAUAUUUUAAGCAUGAAAUACUGUGUUUAGGACAAAUGCUGUAUAUUUUGACAUACAUCGUACAUACAUAUUAAUAUUUCGUUAGAAAUUGUUAAGUCAACCAGAGAAUGGAAAUCAUCAGUAAACAUUCCCACCCAAUUUCAUUAAGCAUUUGUGAAUAUUAUCGGAUAUCUGACAUUCACGCCAUAUGAUGAAAUGCGACACGUUAUUGCUCUAUACCGAAUUCCAGCUUUGUUAUGUAGCUUAAUUGGUAACAGAGUUAUAGCACUUUAUGCUUUUCAAUUAACGCCAGAAGAUGAAGCAAAUGUGUCCUGAAUUCAUUCAGAUAUCUCAAUGUAUUCAAAAGUCAACGCUUCCACAAACAGGUAAAACACCGAAAAAUAUUUUGUACGUAUGUAUAUGUAUGUAUGUAUAUAAUAUUAUAUCUAUAUCGAUUAGUGUUACAAAAGUCUGUUAGGAGAAAAACAUAUAAGAAUAAAAAAUUUAACUAUUUAAAUCGAAUAUAAAAAUAUAUUAAAUCGAAACUAUGAAAACUGAUAUAACUGAGAGUUAAAUUUUCUGUUAAACCUUUUCGAGCUUUUGGCAAAGUAAAAAAAAUCGGAACAAUAGAAUACAGCUUGAUUUCAAUAAAGGCCGAUAUUUUUAUUGAAAGUUAAAUUUAAAAAAAUUAACAGCAAACAUAUUCGAAUUUGGCAAUGUUAAGCAAAAAACUUGAAAUUAGAUUACAUAAAAUUUAGAAAUAUAUAUCAAUUUUUAAGUUAAUAAACAAAUAAUUUCUACGUCAACAAAUUUUGUGGAUAUUUGCAAGGGCCUAGGCUGCGUACUUUUCGGAAUGUCAAUAUGUUGAUAACAAAAGCAAUAAACUAAUGACAACAUUUUUCUUUGGGGAAAUUGAUAAUAAUAUAAUGGAUUGUCUUCAUAUGACGACUCAGCGUUUCAUAGUUUACAGAGUCGUGAAAAUAUUGCAACUUAAAAUAAA